Messenger RNA from Racocetra persica, 752 nucleotides. The record is from the annotation of a GenBank genome assembly. Lineage: Eukaryota; Fungi; Glomeromycota; Glomeromycetes; Diversisporales; Gigasporaceae.
CAAUAUUUGCACCUUCAAGUUUUCAUAAUAUUGGAAGAAAAUACUACAAGAUGGAAGCAAAAACAACAAAAAAAUCUUAAAAAGCUUAAUGAUGAAAUGCUAACUCCUUUUCAUAACAUACUAAGCAAUUCCACUUAUGAGAAUAUUUCUUAUCAAUUUUAUAAGUAUAUUUCUCAAGUUGUAGAAGAAAAGCUAGAUUCUCAAGGAGAUAUUAUAUCUGAAAUUCUUGAGUGCUAUGUAGAAACCAAAUGGAUAUUUGAUAAGAACCCUACUUGUGUUGCUUAUAAGAAAAGCUUUGGUUCUUAUGAUGUUUCCAAAUGUAACCAAUAUGUGGAUAGCCCAACCUUAUUUAUGAGAUUAUUAUUUGAGGAUGAUUUAGAAGCUUUUAAGGAUAUAAAAAUAGAUAUGCUAAUUGAAGAUCUUGAAAAGUCUAUAGCUAGUUGGGAGCAACAUUUUUUAUCAAGUCAAAAUAUUACUUUAAAGCAAAUUUUACAAAGAGCAAAUGGAAUGACUGUGGAAGAAUUGGUGGAAAAUGCAUCCCAUCUUCUUGGAAAGUGUGUUAUCAAGUCUCUUGUAGAAUUUUUUGUAGUUUUAAAAGAUGAGCAUAAUAAAAGCUUAGACACAUUUGCAAAGUAUUGGAAAGAAAAUGGCAUUUCUAAUUGUAAAGAGUUACUGAAAAGGCAAAUCAGUAGUAAUAAAGACUAUUAUUGGUAUAAGGCUGAGGGGUGUACUCAUAGGUGCCCAUUAUGUGG